Patiria miniata (bat star) is the source of this 3890-nucleotide messenger RNA. RefSeq lists its product as uncharacterized. The transcript has 19 exons. Gene Ontology annotation, molecular function: calcium ion binding; patched binding. The coding region runs from base 165 to 3020 and encodes 951 amino acids. The record is from RefSeq and is a predicted model, not a curated record. Lineage: Eukaryota; Metazoa; Echinodermata; Asteroidea; Valvatida; Asterinidae. Gene Ontology annotation, biological process: cell fate specification; cell-cell signaling; regulation of gene expression.
AGUUUAGAGGGGUUUCAAGUGUGCACUACACCCGGAAGAUACACAGGAUUUUCCGAGAGAGAACUUUUCCGCUUGUUUAUAUUAGUGGCUCGCAUUUUGCUUGUUUCCCCCCCUGCCUUGUCGGCGUUUAUGAUCACCAAGCAUUCAUAACAACGAGGGACGAAAUGGUGGCUGUAAAGAGCCAGAUAUUUCUGGCUUUAGUGCCACUAACAGCGAUGAUCUUUGGUUGCAGUCAUGCCGAGCUGAUAAGUUUCCCAGGAGGAGAAGAUUUUGAUUCUGUGUCAGUCGAUGAGGCCGAGUUUGAUUCCACGGUGCUCGAUCUCUCCGACACCAAAGAUACAGGAAGCUAUCUGUUUGACUCGACUCGCAUCGUCAACAAGAAACUCUCUCUCAACUUCUUCAUCCGAGAUUUCAUCUCGUCUGAAACCAAGUACUUCCGAGCCAACCCGCUCCUCUUCAAGUGCCUUCAGAAGAUACAGAAUGAGGUCUCACAACAGGACCACAAGAUCGUCAUCCAGAAUGGUUAUGGACCCUUACGCUUGGCUGAUCUGCCUGUUGACAGCUCAACGAGGUAUCACAGCACCGGCUCGGCAGUCACCGUGGGCGUUGAUCCGGGGACGACAGUCACCGUAGAGGACGUGGUAGCCAUUGCUGUGAGGCUUUGCGUUCCAAUAUUCCAGAUCAGCAACCAAGACAUCGGGAUCGUCCUGUUUGAUCAGCGUCUUGAGAUCCGCAUCCAAGGCGCGGAGGAAGAGGGACCGCUGUUUACAGCCGACCAGACAGCCUCGCUCAGCCAAGAUGAAGUCAGUCAGCUUGCUUGGAACAGCAUUGAUGCUGCCUACGACCCUCCUAAGACGCCGAUCUGUGCGGCUGAUGUGUCACUAUCAAGUGGGGAAAUCUUCCCUCCAGAUGCUGUUGACGCUGAGAGUAUCGUUGGUAAACUCCAUCUGCCCAUCACGCGCAAUGACACCACAGACUUUGCGAGGUUGGUCCAGUACCCGGGAUCGCUGAUAGCUUUUGAGAAUGAGGAGCGAUCGGCUGCCUGGUGUGGGGUUGAAGACAGAAGCUGUGUUGAUUGCACAGCUCACAUGAAGGGCUUUGCCUUGAACAGCAGAUGUGCUGACCGCACUAUGAGUGCACGCUUGAUGGGAUUUCUAAGAACACUGGGGAAACUCGUCAGCAAUGAGUGGCCGGGAGUUAAGUUACUGGUGUUAGAAGCCUGGGAUGAGCCACACGACGGCAGUGCACACACUGAUGGGGACCAGCCAGCUGGUUCCCUGCACUAUGAGGGCCGUGCAGCAAAGCUGGCCUUGUCGGACGGAGAUGUCUCUAAGCUCAAUCGUCUCGCAGGAAUGGCUACCUGUGCUGCUGCUGAUUAUGUGGAGAAUAAAGGUGAUCACGUCUUCAUAGCCGCUAAGAAACAAGCCGGUGUGACGGCUACCAGCAUCACCUUUGCUCGUACCGAGCUCCUUGUGGUUGAACCACCGGCCGCAGAGGCUGCGGGUUACCAGCUACCAUCGGAGUUUCAGGGAACGGAGGACCAACGACCACUCUUUGACAAGGAUCAUCAGAUGGACGUGUUGCUGUCUGACAAUUCCACUGUGAAGCAGUUUGCAUCUGAGGAUGGCCGAUAUUUUCGUCUGAGUCCCCAUCUCCUCCUGUGCUAUCAGGACCUGAUCAACCAAGAGAGGAAAUGGAGCCUGGCUAAUUCUGAAGUGAAGAUCAAUGUCAUUCAAGGUUUUCUGACCAAGGAAGAACACGACAAUAUCAACUUCCUGGAUCCCCGCUACGGCUCCCCCAUUCUGGGUCAGGGCAUGGAGUUGACCUACGACCCCGAAUCUUCAAACGAGAUGACCCACCACCCGGAGCGUUUGAUGCGGCAGGCUCUGCUGGAAUGCGGCCCUCGAUUCAUCAAAGCUGGCGUCAAUAUUGGAGUUGGUCUGUACGAUAGCUCAGUCUUUGUUGACAUGCGUAAGGAUUUCCACGCCUGGGUUGAAGACGGUAAUCUGCUCGGUCCCGGGGAGACGGAGGAGGAUUUUAAGAACGAGCAGUUACGAUGGCUAGUCAGGGCUGUCGAGGGGCGCGUGGUAGACCCCAUCGACCCUGUGCUUGCCUGCAGUGUCUCCUAUCAGCCCAAGAAGCAGAGCAUUGACUUUGAUCACACCGCUGCGUCAUCUGCAGGUCCGGCUGUAGUAGAUGAGGAGAAAUGCAUCCCAAGAGAGAACACAGCAUUCUGUAGCAAGACAUCUUCUCAUAGACAGGAACAGGUGGAACGUAUCUGGAUCGAAGUGUCAAGGAAACAUUUGCUGCAUGAUUCAGGGGAGGUGAGGGCAGCUCUAGAGGGCUGUGUCGGUGCCUGCUCUACCUGUAAAGAAGGAAGUUUCUACGAGAAGAAGGUAGAGCAUUGUAACAACUUCCUUCACUGGGUGCCUUUUGGUUUCCUGGAAUCUAAGGACCAGACCAACCUAUACGUCCGUGCCAACACGGAGAUGAAGAUUGCUGCCUGCCGCUCACAUUGCAUUGAUAAGACUCCACUUUUCUCACUGAUGGUUCCUACUGUUGAGGUGCUGUAUCGUCCGGACCCCAGUCGCAGCGUCAAGGAGCGUCUGUACUCUGAGGAGAACAACCCGUCGCCAGUCUACGAAUUACUGCAGAAACUCUAUGCCAUCCACGCGUCUGGUGUCCUGACUGUGUGGGUCAAAGAUGUGGCUGAGCUCAACAUUCUGCAAGAACCUCUGAAGGUGGCUAUGCUGUACAACAAGAACAUUACUCAGAUCAAGUUCUACGCUGCUCCCUUGGACCAGCAGACCGUCGCGGGCAGGGUGGCGGAGUUAACUACGGAAUGGACAGGCAGUGGGUGCACAGAUUACACCAGGACCUUCCUGCCUCCGUACGGAAAGGUGGAGGAUUUGCCCUCAGGUGUAUCUAAGCGAAGCCCUGAGCACGACCUGCGAGAGUCCAUGUUGAAACGCCGCAACAAUUGGGAGCGUAGAUGGGUGCUUGACAAUCCUUUGAUUUAGAACACAUAAAGAAGACCUUGGGACCCAGACUAACAUCUCACAGUGCGACUACUUUUUGCCCGUAGGGAAAAAAGGUUUAUCGCAUUAAAGGCGCAUAGGUUCAUUUGCUUUUCAUGCAUUUUGUUCGUUUCCAGAAAUAACACCACUCAAAAUCCAAAGAAGAAUGUUCAAAACCUAACCUGUUGAAGUUUCAGCUCAGUGGAUAGUACACUUUUUGCGUGAACAUUGAAAAACAAUGCACAACCUUUUGAUCAGAAACAUAAAUUUGUCAAUAGCACUCUAUAUUUUCAAAAAAACCUGUCAGUUGACUGAUCAUUGGAAAUCACCUACAUUUCUUGAUUUCUUCUAAAUGACAGCAAGCCAGACGGAAUAAUGUCACAGGGUGUUUAGUACCAGAACGUCUUUUAAUCCAAGUAAGCUUUUCUGAUAAUAGUUCAGUCGGCUAGUUUUGGGAUAAAUUCAGAAAUGACCCUAUAUGCCUUAACACAACUGUGGAUCUUAACAUACUUAUUCCUACGACUAGGCACAGUUUAAAUUUGUAGACUACUUAAUAAUUUUUUAUCACUAGAUUUUGUGAUUGUAUCAUGAAAGACUACCAUUAUUCAUAUACAUAAAAUUUUGUAAGAAAUUGAUUUUGAAGUGAAUAAUUUUUUACUUGAGUACUCAGAGUAGUGUGUUUGCACAACAAAGAGGGCGCUAUAAAAAUGGCGUUUGCUGCCCUCUAGUGUUUCGAACAUCUUCCACUCUUGAAUUGAUAUUAGUAACUAUGUAUAAAAUAAAUCAACUCGUCCAUUUUUGAUGCACACAUUCCUAUUUAAUGCAAUAGCACUUUAAUAUUUUUUUUGUUACAAAUACAGCUGUAGUGACUUA